Paramisgurnus dabryanus is the source of this 7316-nucleotide messenger RNA. RefSeq names its product bridge-like lipid transfer protein family member 2. Lineage: Eukaryota; Metazoa; Chordata; Actinopteri; Cypriniformes; Cobitidae. The record is from RefSeq and is a predicted model, not a curated record.
AUAAACUUAAUAUAUCUGGCUUCGCACUGGAAAUAGGAGUAGUGCAAGUAGAAAGCCCAUUAGAUAAAUUGUCAUCUUAAUAAAAUCAGUCCUUAUCAUAUUAAUAGCACGUGUUUAUAAUGCUGUGCGUUUUAGGAGACAUUAAAGCAUCAGUAACGAUGUCAGUUUGUUGACAGUGAGCUGUCAUUUUCCCGCAGCUAGCUCAUUUAGCCUAGCAUGAGACUGAGAGGGCGGUGUAAACCUAAAGAUCCAUUGAUCUGCAUUAUAAACGAUUUCAGGUUUUCUGGAAUCAGCCUUAACUGAACACCAGGGUCAAAUCUGUGACAUGAUUGUAGGUUAGAUGUGAAGAAACAUCACUGCAGCACAAUGUCUGCUCUGGUGGUUGCCAUAUUAGUAUUUCUGGCUCUAGCUGUUUUAUUUAUUGCAAUCUUUAGAUGGUUUGUCCGCAGUCUGGCUGUACGGUUUUUCAACAAUGUCCUGAAUGCAGAGCUCAAGAUUAAAUCUGUGGGUUUGUUCUCAGUGCGAGGAAUCAGUGUUCAGUUUCAGCCUCAACAUACUCUUGAGAUUGACAAGAUAUGGAUUUCUUGUAAAAUAGUUAACCCGGAUCUGCCGAGGUUCUUGGCAUUGUGUGUGGGUGAGGCCCGGGUCCGAUUUGACCUUCAGGAGCCCUUCAGGCCUCGAGCAUCCAGAAUCAGAGAUGAAAAUUCAACGAGAUUGCCUGUCAGUCCGUCUACCCUGCAUUUCUUGUCUCAGCUGUUUUCUUUUCACAUCGACUCCAUUAACGUGAUGGUGUUGAAUCUGGUCCUGUCUGAGUCUCUCUGGCACAUGACUUCCUCUGCCAUCACUUUGCUGCUGGAUCAUCAAAGUAAAAGAUUGGCCUGGGAUUUCUCAGUGGGACAGCUUAGCAGCAAAGUUUUGAAGAGCAGCAGACUGCAGGAUACAUGUCUGGCUGAAGUGUCCCUGAGUUUGGCUCUGAAUGGUGACGUAAGUUUGCCUGAUCUGAGGCCAGGCUGGCUGGGACUGAAUGUGAGAACCCUCCUGGCUGAGCUUCAUGAAGGCCUGUUCCUCAGCCAGUUAUCCAUACCUCAAGAAACUACCCCACCAGACUGCACCAGUCACACAUCAGACGAUAAAGAGGACUCGUAUAUCCAACAUGGGGUAAUUGAGAACCUUCACAAACUGGUUCCACAGAAGGUCAAAGUUGAUUUUGAAAAUACUAACAUCACACUGUCCAUGCACAGUCAGAAGAGACAUUUAAAUUGGACUUUAAAGUCUCUGAAGGUGGGCUAUGAUCGUGAUGAUGAGCAGCUUCCUCUGAAGAGCAUCACACCUGAGUUCAGUUUCCCUCAGAGCCACCUGGAGCUUCUGCUGGAGGAUGGUCUUCUGCUGUCACAAAGCAGACAAAGAAUUAUAUGCCUCAACGCCCUAAAAACUAUACUACAGGUGACUUCUGUUGACAUAUCCAGCACAGUCACCAUCAACACGUGCAUCAUCCACUAUCGUCACCAGGAGUUCUCUCAUUGGCUGGACAUGCUGCCAUGGGACCAUCUCUCCAACAAAAAAGCAGGGCGUAGAAAAAAGCGUUUCCCUCAGCUGGAUGUGCCUGUGAUGAUAAGCUCCACAGUGUCCAAUGUGAAUGUGUCCGUGCAGUUGGGAGAUACGCCACCUUUUGCAGUGGGCUUCAUCUCAGCCAACACUGAACUUCAGCACUUGUUGGACUGUCACCAAGAAGAGGAUGUCGUGACAAGUAUGACUGUGACUGAGAAAACCUCUCUGACCCUGGAUCAUUUCUGGUGGCGCGUGGGCCAAGGUUCCCACAUUCAGCAAGCUCCACACCCAGCUGGAAAGCACGUCUGGGGGGAAGCCCUUAUACUAGACUCCCUUACACUGCAGGGCAGUUAUAGCAAGCCAAGGGCGGUGAACUCCAGCCCAUCUGGGGACGUUUGUGUGGAGUCCAGUCUGAAAGGCCUCCAGCUUGAGGUAUCAGAGACCUGCACUAUGUGUCUCUCGCGUCUGCUUUCUGUCCUAAAACUAAACAGGGGCGAGGACAUCUCCUUGCACUCCACUCUGGAAAAGCCACAGGCAUGCCCGCCUCCGCUCUUUAAAUUCAAACUCGGCCUUGAAGAUGUCAACGUCUUCACACUUUCUAAUGUUGCAGGGGCUGUAGCAGUAAGAGUCGAUACGGUGGGAGCUGAGGGAUCGGGUGAGAGCUCAUCCAUUUCUGUUCAGGGUGUUUCUCUGGCUGUGGUAAAAGCACUUACUGAGAGUUUGGAGCCCUGCUGCCAGGCCGCCCAAACACCCAACCCCAUACUGACCCUCACUGCUAUCAACUUUGCUUACCACAUCAGCACCCGUUGUCUGGAGGUUCAUAGCGAAAGUGCUCUAACAAUGCAAUGGACCCCAUCCGAUCACAUGUUCUUGUAUCAGCACGUUACUGAGAGCCAAAGCUAUUGGGAUACCUUAUCUGCUUCUCUAAAGCUACAACAGGAGGAUGGAAAACAGUCCGCAGGUUCUUCCACCAGCCUGUUGGUGUGUAUAGAGCUGGCAUGCACACGACUCACUGCCCAUGUGGCCGAGAAGAACUUCAUCAUCUUCAGUUCAGAAUCUCUGUCCAUCUCCAAAAGACCUGGAGCUGUGAUCAUGAAAAGUCCAUAUCUAGUCUUUAAUUUUGAUGGCAAUGACAUCUUUACCUUUACUGGAGCGGAGGUGCAGAUGCUGGACGACCUUGAGGAGAUGCAGCAGCACAGAAGUUCUUUCACGUUCCUCCAAACAACUCGAAAUCGUACCUGGCUUUUCUCAGCCCCUAGCCUUUCCAUCGAGUUCCCUUACCAGUACAACUUCUCAGAGACUUUCGACAAGGCCAUCGGUGUGCAGAAGUGGCUGAAGACCCUACACAGAGCUGCCAUCCCACCAUCAGAGCCACAGAGGUUACCUCCGGACGUCCUCGUCCGCAUCACCCAGUUCUCCUUUGUGUUCCUGGAUGACGUCUUCGAAAUCAAACUACGGGAUAAUUACGAGCUGAUGAAGGAUGAAAACAAGGAGAGCGCCAAGAGGCUGCUGUUGCUGGACAAGAAAGUGGCCGACCUGCGCAAGCAGCACGGCGAGCUGCUUCCCGCCCGUAAGAUCGAGGAGCUCUACACCUCCCUUGAACGCAAACAUAUUGAGAUCUACAUUCAGCGCUCCAAGCGUCUCUACGCCAAUACGCCCAUGCGGAAGUCCCUGCUUACCUGGACGGUGACAGAACUUGAACUGGUGGCUCUGGCGGAUCAGUCGCUGCACGGGCCGGAGCGGAUCCGGGAACAGCUGAGGGACAUUGAUGGCAUCAGCCCCUUUCCUAGAGACGGUCUACAGCUGGUGGUGCAGUGGUGUCGUGCUUUUAAAUUCAAACUUAAUGCAUAUCUGGUGCGGAUCCGGGACUACCCCCGGUACCUGUUUGAAAUCAGAGAUUGGGCGCUGUCGGGGCGACUGAUGGGCACCGAGCAGGACGGACAGCUAAGAGCGAAGCGCAAACAGAUCGUUCAGCUCGGCCAGCCGUGGGGUGACGUGACCGUUUACAGGAAUAUGCCUCCAUUAAAGUUCUACUAUGAUGUUCAUUCAAGCAUUUCCCUCUACACUAUUGUAUGGGGGCCAUGCUGGGAUCCUGCUUGGACACUGAUUGGCCAGGCUGUUGAUUUACUGACAAAGCCAACAGCUGACCCCUCCCCACAGCUGGCCUGGUGGGAUAAAAGUAGACUGCUUGGACAUGGACGUUGGGUCAUGGACAUAGACCAGGCCAACCUGCACCAGCUUGCUACUGAGGAUCCUUACAACACCACAGAGAACCUUCAUUGGGAGUGGAACAAGCUUAACUUUGACUGGAACCCUGGACAGUUUGUCUUCAAGGGUGACCUGGAUGUUAACGUUAGAACAGCAUCUAAGUAUGAUGAUAUCAUUUUCCUGCAUCUCCCAAACCUGUGUAUGACCCUUGACCUCCAAUGGCUGUGCCACGGCAAUCCACACGACCACCACGCCGUAAUGCUCUGCGCUGCCGAGAACGUUACGGAUGUCACGUCAGGACAGCCGCAUGACUCUUACAGGGCCUUCCGCUCUGAAAACCUCAAUCUCUCAAUCACCAUGGACCUCAACUGGCACAGGGAACCCUGUCAGCCCCGAAUCCUCCUCUACAGCAGCACACUGCGCUGGAUGCAGAACUUCUGGGCCACUUGGACCAACGUGUCCCGGCCAAUCUGCAGAGGCAAGCUCUUCCACAGUCUCAAACCCAACCGCAGGAAGCUCGGCCAGCACUACAAACAGAUGUCAUACACAGCAUCUUUUCCUCAACUACAGGUUCUUUACUGGGCUUCUUUUGCUCAGCAGAGAGGUAUUCAGGUCGAGUGCAGUAAUGGUCACGUCUUCACCAGAGGAGCACAAAGACUCAUUCCACAGGCUGGUACUGUGAUGAGGCGGCUGAUCUCUGAGUGGAACGUCACUCAGAUGGUCAGCGAGCUCUCUCUGGUCACCGUCCACCUCAUGGCAUCCACGUGGGACGAGACGGCUGACCAUCAGACCAACGCCCAGGUGAAGAAGACCCACCUGCUCAGCCUGUCUUCACUAAGCUACCAAAGACAGAGUCAACGAAUAGAGGAGGAGCUGAGCUCCAAAGACGAGGGCAAUGCUUCAUACACACACAAGCUGUGUUUAGUGGACCUGCGAGCCUCCUGGACCACCACCAACAGGAACAUCGCUUUCGGGUUGUACGAUGGCUACAAAAAAGCAUCCGUCUUGAAGAGGAACCUGUCCACUGAGGCUCUGAAGGGUCUACGGAUCGACACCCAGGCACAGACGAAAAAGCUAAAGCGAUCCAUGUCUAACUAUUCACCAAACACCGCUCCAGCUACACCAGUUGUCCCCACUGCCACCCGCCCAGAAAAGAGUCAGAAUGAAGGGACGUCAAUGUUACAGAAGUUGAUCGAGGAGACGGAUAAGUUCGUAGUGUUCUCAGAAGAAGAUGCAGGUGUGUGCGAUCAGCUCUGUGGAAUCGCCGCAUGCCAGACGGAUGACGUCUACAACCGCAACUGCUUCAUAGAGCUAGUCAACGGACAGAUGAUGCUGCGUGGCACGGAGACUGCAGGCUGUGUGUUGGUAUCUGCCGCUAAGGCUCAGCUACUGCAGUGUGAGCAUCAUCCCGCUUGGUACAACGACACCCUCAAGCAGAAGACCACCUGGACCUGCCUACUGGAUGGCAUGCAGUACUUUGCCACCAUGGAGCAAAAUCCCUCAGAACAGGAAGACUGGCAGCUGUGGCUGGAGGUGAAGAACAUUGAGGAGCACAGGCAGAGGAACCUGGAUUCGGUACAAGAGCUGAUGGAGAGCGGUCAAGCUGUUGGAGGCAUGGUCAGCACUACCACAGACUGGAACCAGCCGUCCCAAGUGCAAGAGACUCAGCAAGUCCAGCGUAUCAUCUCUCGGUGUAGCUGUCGUAUGUAUUACAUCGGCUACAGUCACGACAUUGACCCUGAGCUGGCCACAUCCAUUAAACCUCCCGAAACACGGGAUUGCCAUGAGAAAGAAGACUUACUGAAGAAACAGGCUGGAGCUGUAGACACCUUCACUCUCAUCCACAACGACCUGGAGAUUUCCACUAAUCCAGUGCAGUACUCCAUGAUCUUGGAUAUAGUCAAUAACCUGCUACUCCACGUGGAACCCAGACGCAAGGAACACAGUGAAAGAAAGCAACGUGUGCGAUUCCAGCUGGAGAUCUCCAGUAAUCCUGAGGAGCAGCGUAGCAGUAUUUUGCACCUCCAGGAGGCAGUACGACAGCAUUUGGCUCAGAUCCGAUGUCUGGAGAAACAGAUCUACUCCAACAUGAGGUCCCAGACAGAAGAGUGCAGAGGAGAUGAGUUAUCUGAUAUCAACCUACGUCUGCAGAACCAGCUCAACCAAGAGAAGACAGACAUGCAGAUGAAGAGCGAAGAGCUUAACAUUCUCAUCCGGUGUUUUAAGGACUUCCAACUACAAAGGGCAAACAAGCUGGAGCUGCGGAAACCGCCGGAGGAUGUUAGCGUGGUGCGUCGUACCGAGAUCUACUUCGCUCAGGCCCGCUGGUGUCUCACAGAAGAAGAUGGACAGUUGGGCAUAGCUGAGCUCGAACUACAGAGGUUCAUGUAUGGCAAGUUAAAUAAGUCUGAUGACACAGCAGAACAUCUCCUGGAAUUGGGCUGGUUCACCAUGAAUAACCUGCUACCCAAUGCUGCUUACAAGGUGGUUUUGCGUCCUCAAAGCCCCUGCCAAUCAGGACGCCAGCUUGCACUGCGCAUCUUUAGUAAGGUCCGCCCCCCGGUAGGCGGGAUUUCUGUCAAAGAACACUUUGAGGUUAAUGUGGUUCCACUCACCAUUCAGCUCAUGUACCAAUUCUUUAAAAGGAUGAUGGGAUUUUUCUUUCCUGGAAGAAAUGUGGAAGAAGAGGAAGUUGGGGAUGAGGAAGAUAAGUUCAGACUGGUUACUACAGGCGUGGUGAAACCCAGACAGCUCUCUGAAGACUCCAUAGGUGGACUUGGGCCUGGUAAAGGGGUCACACAAGGGUUAAAUCGAACAGCUGGAGUCAGGAGGUCAUUUCGAAAACCACCUGAGCAUCCAGUUGAUGACAUUGACAAGAUGAAGGAAAGAGCAGCCAUGAACAACUCCUUCAUCUACAUCAAGAUUCCUCAGGUUCCCCUAUGUGUCAGCUAUAAGGGUGAGAAAAGCAGUGUGGACUGGAAGGAUCUGAACCUGGUUCUGCCCUGUUUGGAGUAUCAUAACAACACUUGGACCUGGCUGGACUUUGCCAUGGCUGUGAAGAGAGACAGUCGUAAAGCUCUGGUUGCACAGGUGAUAAAGGAGAAACUACGGUUGAAACCGGCCUCAGGCUCAGAGUCUCGAGGUAAACCCACAGAUGGUAAAGCAGACAGCAGCGUCCAGCAGCAGGUGGAGGAUGAGAAGGCCCGACUUUUGAUCGGUCUCAGCACGGCAGACAAGAGCUCGACCAAAAAGAGCAUCUUCAGUCGGCGCAAGUGAGCGGACCACGAUAAGUGACUCACGUCCACGUCACCACCAGUGGUGCCUUCGAACGUCCAUGCUGGAUGUGGACGGGCAAACCAGCACUGUACACAAGCCACGGCUCCAGGCGCUGGUCCUCCUAUGGGAUAAGAUUGUCAUUCUACUGUCUGAAAUGAGUGCUGUAUACCUUGCUUUGUGUGUUUAUGUGCUUCCGUUGUGCCAUAACUCAUUUCAAUGUAUUCAAAUGCACUACAUACACAUUUAUCAAGUAAGAUAACAGCUUAAGUUAAAUGGUGUGUCUC